AUGGUCUCGUUUUUGAGGAGAUUCAAGCGUUCACAAAAGGUAGAUAAGAAUGAAUUUAUCAUAAAGAAUGGAAAAAUUUUACUCCAAAAGUUGAUUGCCUGUAGUAAUGGCAAACGUAAUCCUAUUUUUUCUUACUCUUGUCGAGAGCUCAGCAUAGCAACCAACCAUUAUGAUAGAAGACAAGUUAUUACAACUGGUGCAGGCUAUAGAUUGUAUAAGGGUUUUCUGCAUGAUCGCGCGAUUUCUGUUAUGAAUUUUGAAGACUUUGAUUAUGCCAAAGAGUUUUGUUUUAAUAAUAUUGUAUUUGCUUCACAAAUGUGUCACAAAAAUUUGUUAAGGUUGAGUGGAUGUUGUUUGGAUAAUCGAACUCCUAUUCUGGUUUUUGAAUUUGUCGAGUAUGGGACCCUUUCUGAUCAUAUUUACCAAUCCCAUUUUGAGCCAUUACAAUUAAGAGAUAGGUUAAAGAUUGCAAUGGAGAUAGCUAAUGCAAUUGCAUAUCUCCAUGUUGGAUUUGCUAGGCCCAUUCUUUUUAGAGAUAUCGAACCAUUGAAAAUUUUAUUUGAUGAAAACAAGGUUCCCAAAUUGUUUAAUUUUUCGCUAUGUGAGUCUAUCCCUGAAGAUGAAACUCAUAUAAGAGGUGAGUUGGCAGGGACAAUGGGAUUUGUUGCACCAGAGUAUAUUACUACAAAUGAUUGCAAUGAGAAGUGUAAUGUUUAUAGUUUUGGUGUAUCGCUACUUGUACUUUUGACUGGACAGAGAGUAUUUUAUCCUUCUGAAGAUCCUAAUGCUGGAGGUGAAGAUUUUUAUUUAUCGGAUCAUGUGAAGAAGUAUUUCGAAAAUGAUAGGCUUAUUGAGAUAGUAGAUCCAAUAAUUGUUGGAGAGGAACUGAGUCCUGUAAAAGAGCAGCAAUUAUAA
Molecule: messenger RNA, 915 nt
Organism: Pistacia vera
Lineage: Eukaryota; Viridiplantae; Streptophyta; Magnoliopsida; Sapindales; Anacardiaceae
Product: non-functional pseudokinase ZED1-like
Exons: 1
Coding region: 1-915 (304 amino acids)
Biological process (GO): cell surface receptor signaling pathway; protein phosphorylation
Cellular component (GO): plasma membrane
Molecular function (GO): ATP binding; protein serine/threonine kinase activity
Source: RefSeq, a predicted model, not a curated record